This is a messenger RNA of Lolium perenne, 1718 nucleotides long. RefSeq names its product benzyl alcohol O-benzoyltransferase-like. Lineage: Eukaryota; Viridiplantae; Streptophyta; Magnoliopsida; Poales; Poaceae. The record is from RefSeq and is a predicted model, not a curated record.
ACCAAGCACUUAGGCUUCACAUUUGCGAACAUUCUCCAAAAUGUCAAGCAUGGCAUGCUCGGACUUCUCGGGUGCUGAGCUUUCCGGCCACGAGCCAUUCGUACUCCAGGCUCGUAUUCCUGAUGGACACCACCAGUUUCUCGCUUCCGACUUGUUUCAGGAUCAUCGUGCGCCGCAGCCGAAGGGCGACGCCCACGCGACCAUUGCGACACCGCCGCUGGCGUUCGCGGUGCGGCGGCGCGACCCGGAGCUCGUUGGUCCGGCCGCGCCGACGCCAGGUGAAACCAAGCGUCUCUCUGACAUCGACGACCAGGGUACGCUGCGCGGUCACGUUUCGUUCGCUCUCGUCUACCGCGGCCGCGUGCCGGAGGACGGCGACUUCGCGCAGGGCGACCCGGUGAGCGUCAUCCGACGCGCGCUCGGCGAGGCACUGGUGCAUUACUACCCGCUGGCCGGGCGGCUGAGGGAGGUGGAGGGGCGGAAGCUGGUGGUGGACUGCACCGGUGAGGGGGUGCUGUUCGUGGAGGCCGACGCCGACGUGAGGCUUGCGGAGCUGGAGCUCGGCGCCGGGCUCAGGCCGCCGUUCCCGUGCAUGGACCAGCUGCUCUUCGAUGUGGAGGGCUCCAGCGGCGUGCUCGGCUGCCCGUUGCUGCUAAUCCAGGUGACUCGACUGCUCUGCGGUGGCCUCGUCCUCACACUCCGGCUCAACCACACCAUCUGCGACGCCAUCGGCAUCGCCCAGUUCCUGAAUGCCGUCGCGGAGUUCGCCCGCGGCCUCCCGCUGCCGACCGUGGUGCCCGCUUGGUCCCGCGAUCUCCUCGAGGCGCGCAGCCCGCCUUCGCCGUCUUUCCCGCACCGCGAAUACAAUCAUGUUCCGCUGCCACCGCCACCGCCGUCAGCGGCGGACGACGACAUGGUCAUGCGUUCCUUCACUUUUACUUCCGCUGACAUUGCCGCGAUCAAGAAACGCCUCCCUCCUCUCCUCCGCGAUACGGCCACCAGCUUCGAGGUGCUCACGGCGUCCCUCUGGCGUGCCCGCACCGAGGCGCUCGAGAUCCCGCAGGGCCAGGACGCGUGGCUGGUCUUCAUCGCCAACUUCAGGGCCUUCCCGGAGCUGAGCCUGCCGGCAGGGUACUAUGGCAACGCGUGCGUGCCCCCGACUGCGCUGACAGAUGCCGCCACGCUGCGCCACGGCUCGAUCGGCGACGCGGUGGCGCUAGUGCGGCAGGCCAAGGCCACGGUGACGGCCGAGUACGUGCGUUCCACUCUCGACGUGCUGGUGCUGCGGGGACGGCCGUGCCUGGCUGUGCACAACGUGUUCGCCGUGUCAGACAACCGGCACGCCGGGUUUAGCCGCGUGGACUUCGGGUGGGGCAAGCCGGUGUACGGCGGCCCUGCCGAUACUAUCUUCGGCGUGGGCUUCUUUGUCGCCGCCAAGGACAGGGACGGGAAGGAUGCGGUCGUGGUGCCGAUCGUGCUACCGCGGCCGGCCAUGGAGCGGUUCGCCGCGGAGGUGGGCAAGCUUUGCAAGGCAUAGAUUGUGGCAUGGCAGUCCGCUUAUCACAUUAGGAUUUAGCUUAUACUUCUAUCUCUCGACGCAGAGACAGGAGAUCAAAAGCUCGCUCAAGACUUGAGCACGCCAGAAAAAUAAGCAAGUGCGUCUUCGUUUGAAAAAACAGAGACAAAUUAUCUGAUAUUGCAUCUCAUACUGCUUAUAU